Molecule: messenger RNA, 1647 nt
Organism: Notolabrus celidotus (New Zealand spotty)
Lineage: Eukaryota; Metazoa; Chordata; Actinopteri; Labriformes; Labridae
Product: zinc finger protein OZF-like
Exons: 2
Coding region: 314-1456 (380 amino acids)
Cellular component (GO): nucleus
Source: RefSeq, a predicted model, not a curated record
GGUGGCGAUAAUGCGCAUGCUCAGUGCUGCCCGCCAUCAGAGAACAAACCAAAGAAGAAGCAGGAAAUAGCCGUAGCCGAAUCACGGACACAUUGCUUGAAGAGGUGAAGGACCUUCAUUCUGUGUUUGGAUAAACCUCUCUGAAGAUAUGAGAUGUGUUUAUGUUUAUUCAUUAUAUUUAAUGUUUGGAAUAUAACCUGGAGCCCGACGCUGCUAACAGAGCUAGCAUAGCUUGAUUGCAGGAAAUAGACGGAGCCAAACAUAAAACAACAGAGUAAAUCUCGUGAUGCCUGAACUGUGAACAGUUUUAAAGAUGUCUAAGAUCCAGAUUAUGAGACUUUUAGUGAACCAGAGACUGACUGCAGCUGCUGAGGAGAUCUUUGAGCUGUUUGAAAGAACCAUAGCAGAGUACGAGGAGCAACUUAGAGGAUCUAAAGAGGAGCAACUCAAACUACUGGACUCUGUUUACAACCCGGAAGUCCAGUUACACAGAGCAGACUUCCACCAGCUGUCAGUGAAUAAAGAAGAGGUUCCCCCUGAGCAGCAGGAGAGGAGACCCAGUCUGGACCUGGAGGACCCACCAGAACCAGCACACAUUAAAGAGGAACAGGAGGAACUGUGGAGCAGUCAGGAGGGAGACCAGCUUCAAGGACUGGAGGAGGCGGAUUUCAGCGCGUUGAUGUUCACUCAUGUCCCUGUGAAGAGUGAUGAAGAUGGAGAGAAACCUCAGUCCUCACAGCUCCAUGAAAACCAAACCUCUAAGCGCUUGCUGUCCUCUGAAUCGGACACUGAUGACAGUAGUUUUGAUUGUGAUAUCAUGAAAUCACAUAAAGAGUCUGAAAGGGGUGUGAAGUAUAGAACAAGAGAAACAUUUAGCUCCCCUGAUCAUGCCACAAGCUCUGCCGCAGAGGGUCUGAAACACAACGGAAGCGAAAGCAGUCAGAAACCAUUCAGUUGUUUGAUUUGUAAGAAGACUUUCCCGUUUAGAGGAGACGUACAGCGACACAUGAUCACGCACACAGGAGAGAGACCUUUCAAGUGCUCCAUCUGUGGCUCCAGGUUCACUCGAAGUCAAACCCUGAACACACACUUAAGACUCCACACCGGAGAGAAACCUUUCAGUUGUUCAGUUUGCGGCACAAGUUUCAGCCGCAGACACAGUUUGGAUAUACACAUGAGGACUCACACGGGAGAGAAACCGUUCAGUUGUUCAGUUUGUGGUAAAAAGUUUCCAACGCGCCGGAAUCUGAAACGACACUCGGUCAUCCACACCGGAGAGAAACGGUACGGUUGUUCACUGUGUGGUCAAACAUUCGCACUACCUGGGACUCUGAAGCGACACCUGACGGUCCACACGGGGGAGAAACCUUUUAGAUGUUUGGUUUGUGGUAAAGAAUUUACACGACAGUUUUGUCUGACGAGACAUUUCGCCGUCCACAAGAAGGAGGCUGCGUAGUUUCAUUGUGACGGUUCAGUAGGACGGAACGGAUACGGAGGCCGUAAUCAAUCUGCUUAUUGGUCCAAUUGUUGUGAACAGGUUACCCGGGAAUUCCACCAGAUCCGUGUCCAGUAUGUCUCUGAUCCACUGCGUUGCGGCUCCCUGCUCUCUCUCAUCCGUCAACUCCCACCGGCUGCAUUUCAGGACCU